This is a messenger RNA of Paramecium tetraurelia, 1491 nucleotides long. RefSeq lists its product as uncharacterized. The record is from RefSeq and is a predicted model, not a curated record. NCBI's taxonomy places the organism in Eukaryota, Ciliophora, Oligohymenophorea, Peniculida, Parameciidae. The transcript has a single exon.
AUGACGUAUCGAGUAUUGUUGAUAUCACUGUUAGUAUACAGCAUAAAUUGCAAUGUAAUAAUUAGAACAGAUGCAAGAUGCGUUUGUAAGCAAUGGAAAUUAGCUCUUGAGUGUGCUAAUGAUUAGGAUUGCAUAUGGAAUAGUAAUACAAAAACUUGUGAAUAAGAAGAAUGUUCAAGCAUAAAAAGUUAAUCCAUAUGUUCUGCUGAUGAAGGUUGUCAAUAUAGGGAUGGAAAAUGUGAGAAUUUUACAAAGUGUGAAGAUCUGAAGGGCAAAACUAUUAAUGAGUGUAGAUUUAUGUCAACAAACUGUAGAGAGAGUAAUGGUGAGCAUUGUUUACCUAAUGCUCAAGAAAGGCUAUGUGCUCAGUUCACAAAUGAAGGUGAAUGCAUUCAAGGUUAAGAUGGAUUUUGUUUAUGGUCAGAUUCAAAAUGCACUUUAUGGAGUUAAUGCGCUUAAGCAAAUUCAAAGAUUUAAUGUGAAAUGCUUCCCCAAAGUUGUGAUUGGUCAGCCACAUUAAAGAUUUGUUUGCAGAAAAAAUGCUCAGAAAUAGAUCACGAAUAUGACUGUGUAGCAGUAUAAGAAGGACCUAAUAGUCAUUUAUAUGAAGUGUGUGAAUGGAAUUAUGUCUUAAAACAAUGUGAAUCAUCUAUCCCAGAUAUUCUGACAUUUGAUACAUGUGCCAGUAACACUUUACUAGCGUAUCAUUGGUCUAGUUCAAAUGCAAGUGAAGGAUUCUGUGAAUAAUGCUUAUCACCAAAUGUAUAGAAACCUUCUCCAAAACAUUGUCUAUGCAAAUCGAUUUCCUCUUAGAAUGAUUGCUAACAGAAUUAAACAUGCAUAUGGAGAGAUGGAACAUGUGAAGAAAGGAAAUGUGCUGAAAUAGACCCUCCUUAAGCUUGCAUUUAAUUGGAACAUUGUGCUUGGUUUGCUAAUGCUUGUGUAGAAUUCACCUAAUGUGAAAACUAUAAAGCAUUCUCAAAUUUAGAAUGUUAAUCAAUAAAUAAGAAGUGCUUAUUAUCAGACACCUUAGAAACUUGCACUUCCAAAUAUUAAGAAUGCAAAACACAUAAAACUGAUGACAAAUGUAAUGGUAGCAAAGAUUCAAAAAGCGAAUAAUGUUAUUGGGAUGAAAAACUUAAUUCUUGUUAGGUUUGGACUCAAUGUUCCCAAUAAAAAUAGGCAACAUAUUGUGAAUAUAGUGGAGCAUGUUUUUGGGAAGGAGAAUGUAAGUAAAUUGAGUGCAAAUUAUUAAAUGAACAUUAAUGUACUCAUUAUUUAACAUCCCCAAAUUCUAAAACCUGGAAAUACUGUAUGCUCUUUGACACUUGCAAAGAUUUAGAUCCUGAUCUCCUUACCAAAGAUGAGUGCUAUGCUUUAUCCUAUGGACUUAGUACAUGGAAUUCAUCUAAAUGUUAAUAAUGUACAUUUCCAGAUGAUUACACACCUAUCCUAUCAUUUAUUGGUAUGAUUAUUAUAACGAUGUUAUGA